CGGGGGCGCGGGCGUGAUUUAUAAUUCAGGUCCAGGGGGCAGAAGGCUCCGCCCCGUCUGUUGUUUUUUCCUGGGAGGGAGAAGGUUUCUUCUGUUUGCUUCUGCCCCAGAUCUUUCCUGGACAGUGAGCCUCAGCAGCUGAGAUCCGGGGGGCCCCCGGCCGGCGGCGGAGGGCGUGGGAGAUGGAGGCAUAAAGCUCUCCCCGCCUCUUCCUAAGGAAGCCAGCCCGCGUCAGCGGGCGCUCCGCGACUUCAGCUGGCUGGCCGCGGCGGGCGGGCUGGCCAAUGGAGUGUGCGGUUACGGAGGGAGGGGACCCCGACUCCACAAGUUUAUGCGCGAUGCUGUCAGGCGCGGGCAGCAGCAAGAUGACGGGCGCGCAGUGCGGACCCAGAGCUCCCCGAACGCGACUUCGUCCCGCCUGAGCGAGGCUGCGGUUUCGAGGCCCUCUCCAGCCAGGACACCAGCAUACCCGGAAAGCCUGGAUCUGUCCCGUUGAGAACUCUAGCGGCCAGCGAAGGCGCGCUCCGCCUCGCCCUCUAGCGUUCGCCGGAGAAGCGCCAUCCCAUCCUGGGUCCCUGGGGAUACAGUGCACACCAUGGGGUCCACCAGCAUCCCGCUGGUCCAGGCCCUGGGCAGCAGCUCUGUCUCCGACUACCUCAACUAUGACAUGAUCAUCCUGCAUUACAACUACACGGGAAAGCUGAAUAUUGGUGUGGACAAGGAGACAGGCAUUAAAGUGACCUCGGUGGUGUUCAUUCUCAUCUGCUGCUUCAUCAUCCUAGAGAACAUCUUUGUCUUGCUGACCAUUUGGAAAACCAAGAAAUUCCACCGGCCCAUGUACUAUUUUAUUGGCAACCUGGCCCUCUCAGACCUGUUGGCAGGAGUGGCCUACAUAAUCAACCUGCUCUUCUCCGGGGCCAACACCUACAAGCUCACGCCGGCCCAGUGGUUUUUGCGGGAAGGCAGCAUGUUCGUGGCCCUGUCAGCAUCGGUGUUCAGCCUCCUGGCCAUCGCCAUCGAGCGCUACAUCACCAUGCUGAAGAUGAAGCUGCACAACGAGAGCAACAGCUCGCGCUCCUUCCUGCUCAUCAGCGCCUGCUGGAUCAUCUCCCUCAUCCUGGGCGGCCUGCCCAUCAUGGGCUGGAACUGCCUGCGCGCGCUGCCCAGCUGCUCCACGGUGCUGCCGCUCUACCACAAGCACUAUAUCCUCUUCUGCACCACGGUCUUCACCGUGCUGCUGCUGUCCAUCGUCAUCCUCUACUGCAGGAUCUACUCCUUGGUCCGGACUCGCAGCCGCCGGCUGACCUUCCGCAAGAACAUGUCCAAGGCCAGCCGCAGCUCCGAGAAGUCGCUGGCACUGCUCAAGACGGUGAUCAUCGUCCUGAGCGUCUUCAUCGCCUGCUGGGCGCCGCUCUUCAUCCUGCUCCUGCUGGACGUGGGCUGCAAGGUGAAGACCUGCGACAUCCUCUUCAAAGCGGAGUACUUCCUGGUGCUGGCGGUGCUCAACUCGGGCACCAACCCCAUCAUCUACACUUUGACCAACAAGGAGAUGCGCCGGGCUUUCAUCCGGAUCAUGUCCUGCUGUAAGUGCCCCAGCGGAGACACCCCCGGCAAGUUCAAGCGCCCCAUCAUCGCUGGUGUGGAAUUCAGCCGCAGUAAGUCAGACAACUCCUCUCACCCCCAGAAGGACGAUGGGGACAACCCCGAAACCAUAAUGUCCUCUGGGAACGUCAACUCUUCUUCCUAAAACUGGAAGCUGCCAGCCUGUGGGGAAUGCUUUUGCGUGGUCACCCACCACCCAAUAUUUGGAAAGAAAUCUCCGUGCCUGGCCGGCCGCCAGGGAGGAGCUGCUGGAGCCAGAGGGAGGGCGGGGCGAGGAAGAAGGGCCCCUGGUGCCGGGUCGGGCCUGUGGGUACAGUCAGUCCUGUGAACAAUGCGCGGGAAGGGUGGAGAGCAGGUCCGUGGGGGCCUGCAGUCUGUUUCCUCCCCCCGGAGCUCUGAUUUUGCACUGAGCCAAAGGUCCAGCAUUGUCAAGCUCCUGAGGGUUCACUGGGCCCCUCCUCGAAGACCAAGGUCCCCUUGUGAAGUGUCUCUGUUCAAAGCUUUGAAGAGAUGUUUUCUUUCACUUUAGUUUCCAACCAUGUGCGUGUGUGCACUUCUGCUUCUCUAGGGAUGCUCCAGACCGCACCCUCCCUUCCCCUUCACACCUCUCCUUGAAAUCCUCCGAGUUCAUAUUCUAACUACCUGGGGUUCGUCCCAGCUGGGGGGUGGAACUGCCCGUGUCUCCAUCUCUGCAGCUGGGCUGUGAUCGGGAGGCAGAGAGGAGAUAGAUGGACGUGGUUUGGACAUGUCAGGCAAUUUCAUUCGCUGAGGCCAAAGUUUCCAGUAAGCUGGAUCCGUUUUUUGUUUGGAAUUUGGUUGUAGUAACUCUGAUUUUUUUUUUUUUUUUUUUACCAUCUUUACAAUGGAAUGUGUUACAGUAUCCUGCCAUUGUGGCUGAAAUCUGUAUAGGGAAGCCCAGCUUAUCUAAAUGGUAUCAGCCAGGAGCCUUAGUGUCCCAGGAGAAACAAAGGCCCUAACAGGGUGAAAACCCACUGGGGGGCGGGGGGCGGGGACUUUAUAAACCCAGAGGAAUUUCCUAACGAAUUUUUCUAACAAAUACAUCUGUCUUUGGCACUUUUGUUGACGUUUAUUACAGAGUAUUGUGUGCAUCAUUUCAACCAAUGAGAUGGUUGUAUUUUGUUGUGUUAAAAGUACUUUUCAUGAUUUUUGAAUGUAUUUGUUUCAGCAUUUUAUUGGAUUUUUCUAACGUGUGUUAACACCAUUGAAUGUGUAUUUCUUAAGAAAAUGUCACCUUCUUGUACCCUUAAAGCAUUACUUUAACUGAUAGGGAAUCCAGAAGUUUCCAGUACCGCUGUUCUUAACUAGUUCACUGAACACGAGUGUAAAUGUUACAAAGAAUAAAAUGUAUUGCUCUCUCUUUAGUAUGGUUUUCAGUGCAAUUAAAACAAGAAAGGUCUUUUUGUAAAAAAAAAAAAAAAUAGUAUUUAAUAGGUUUCUGACUUCUGUGGAUUAUUUUGCACAUAGCUUUAUCAACUUU
Messenger RNA from Molossus molossus (Pallas's mastiff bat), 3100 nucleotides. RefSeq names its product sphingosine-1-phosphate receptor 1 (gene S1PR1). Gene Ontology annotation, biological process: sphingosine-1-phosphate receptor signaling pathway; angiogenesis. Gene Ontology annotation, molecular function: sphingosine-1-phosphate receptor activity. Gene Ontology annotation, cellular component: membrane. The record is from RefSeq and is a predicted model, not a curated record. NCBI's taxonomy places the organism in Eukaryota, Metazoa, Chordata, Mammalia, Chiroptera, Molossidae. The transcript is spliced from 2 exons. Bases 596 to 1747 code for a protein of 383 amino acids.